Polyodon spathula (Mississippi paddlefish) is the source of this 4972-nucleotide messenger RNA. RefSeq names its product sphingosine-1-phosphate phosphatase 1-like. Gene Ontology annotation, biological process: phospholipid dephosphorylation; sphingosine metabolic process. NCBI's taxonomy places the organism in Eukaryota, Metazoa, Chordata, Actinopteri, Acipenseriformes, Polyodontidae. The coding region runs from base 271 to 1770 and encodes 499 amino acids. Gene Ontology annotation, molecular function: sphingosine-1-phosphate phosphatase activity. Gene Ontology annotation, cellular component: endoplasmic reticulum membrane. The transcript has 3 exons. The record is from RefSeq and is a predicted model, not a curated record.
CCACAGUCACGCUGAGUGAGGGACCGGAUAGACAACGAGGAGCUGGGAUUGAAAUACAGAGAAUGGAGUGAAGCAGACUGGUUGAAAAUUAACCAGAAACGGUAACAAACCUGGGAUUUAAAAUAUUCUAUCUUGUGCACUUUUGAACCCUGAACAGGGACUGUUUUUUGUCUUAACGUAGGGGGCAAGGUGAAAACGCUUCACAUUUCGCACUAUACCAUUAGAGAGAGACUUCAUUGGUGGUUAUUUGUGUAAAUAUUACAUUUAACGAUGGAAAUAAAAUCGGGAAUCCUUCAGUUAUGCGAAUAUUUGCAAGACCCUUACAAAGUGGCCAAGUUUCAAGAGCUCUGCGGAGUGAAAGCGUCGUUUAAUGGGAAAGGAGAGAAUGUGAGGGAAAAGGAGCCUGGGCUGGGCGUCCACAGUGGAAAUUGCAACAAUCACUCUAUUAAUAAAAACGAGAAGGGGGGAGAAGAGAGGAAAGAUCAAUCCAAUUGCCCCAGGCAAAGAAAACCCGCCACGUCAGGGAAUAAUGUAAAACAAGGAGGCUGUAAAAACUGCCUCGUCGCCGGGACAACUGUGGCUGGAGCCGGUGAUUUUAACAAGCAGGAUGAAAGCGGCUGUGGCAGUCCUAUGCAGAGCUCUGACGGUUUCGAGAAUUACAAUAUAUCCUACUCCGAUUUGGGAACAAGUACGACUGCUAGCUCUUGUAGCUUUGAUGAUAACAUUACAAGCUGUGAUAUACGAGCCGAGGAGAAAAAAAAACCCCUCCGCAAGAAUUCGUUAACCGGAGAGGCCGGACAGGAAUUCGUCAUUGGAAAUAGGGCUCUGUACUACAUGUUCACCUUCGGGACCGAACUUGGCAACGAGCUCUUUUACAUCACCUUUUUCCCUUUCUUCAUCUGGAACAUCGACGCUUACGUGAGCAGGAGGCUGAUUGUCAUUUGGGUCUGGGUCAUGUACCUGGGACAGUGUACCAAAGACGUCAUCAGGUGGUCGAGGCCCGCCUCGCCCCCGGUUGUCAAAGUGGAGAUGUUCUAUAACUCGGAGUACAGCAUGCCAUCCACUCAUGCCAUGUCCGGCACUGCUAUCCCAUUCUCGCUCUUCCUGCUAACCUAUGGAAGAUGGGAGUACCCCUUCAUGUUUGGACUGCUUCUUGCUUUGUGCUGGUGUUCUCUGGUUUGUACAAGCCGCAUCUACAUGGGAAUGCACUCCAUUCUGGAUGUCAUCGCUGGAUUCCUGUACAGCAUCCUCAUAUUAGUAGUCUUCCAACCAGCGCUGGAAAUCAUAGACAACUUCAACCUGACCUGUACUUACGCUCCCCUCAUUAUCAUCAGCCUGCACCUGGCCAUGGGGCUCUUUUCCUUCACCUUGGACACGUGGAGCACAUCACGUGGGGACACUGCAGAGAUCCUGGGCACAGGAGCUGGUGUCGCCUGCGCCUCCCACCUCAACUAUGCACUGGGGCUGAUGCCAGACCCUCCCCUGGAGCUGCUGCCGUUCUCCCCCCCGACCCUCACCGCUGGCCUGGUGGGGAAGUCAGUCCUGCGUUUCGUGCUGGGCAUCCUCAUCUUGUUCGUCAUCAGGGCUGUCAUGAAGGCACUGACCAUCCCCCUGGCAUGCAAGAUCUUCCGCAUCCCCUGCCAGGAUAUCCAGAAGGCCCGCCAGCGCAUGGAGGUGGAGCUGCCGUACCGCUACAUCACCUAUGGCACGGUGGGCUUCAGCGCCCUCUUUCUGGUUCCUUGCAUCUUCAGCUACCUACGUUUGUCUUGAUACCGAUCAAAGCCACUUCUCCCCAUCCUCUAACCUGCUUGCCCCCUCUACCACACCCAAGAACAGGGUCCCAGAAUAACUGAAACCACUAGCUCUAAGACCUGCUUGAUUAAUGUUCAGAUUGCUUUUUGUUUUGCUUUUAUUUUUGUUUUGUAAGUUUUUCGCCUUAAAGAACGUUUCUUUGGUGGAACUUACUUUUGCCACUGGAAACCUGCGUGUUGAAACCAGUCAUCAGAAAUAACUCCACACCUUCAGAUGCUGUCAGCUGACUCAUUUGUGCCUUUAGUUUGCAACGCAAGCAACCUAACAGCAUUUUCCCAGGAUUGUAAGUCAUAUGUUAUAAGGAUUUUGGUUCUCAAAGAAAGAAGAUGGUACGAAACAUGUAACCAUAUACUGGUUAACACACAUGCCCAAAUGUUACUGCUACAAAAUCUUAUGAAAAAAAUUCCUUUUUGCAAAAUGUUUAACAUGUUAUCAAGGGGAAAAGGAAACCACUGAAACGAAAUGUGACCUGUGGAGGUAGUAUCUAAUAAAGAAUUAUUAGAUAUUCUUAUCCAAGAACUAGGUAUGGAAAACUUGAGAGAGAGACUGGUAAUCUACCCUGUGAAUCAAACAUCUGUUGUACUGUUUUAACAAUCAAACCCACUGAAUACAGCAUUUCAUUAUUUAUGAGGUCCAAACAGACUCAUUUUAAUUUCAGAUAAACGUAUUCAGUAUUUAACUGAUCUAUAUGAAUUAUAAUUGGCUGAAAGAUAACUGUUUAAUAAAGACAAUCUUUGCAUUUUCAGCAGCCUCUCAUUUUUAUUGUAAUUUCACCCAUUUUCUCAAAUCAUGUUCCUGUCCAAUAGGCACAGUGGACACUCUUUGAAAAGGAAAAUACAUUCAGCUUAUUUGAAAAAUCUCAACUCUUUCUGGAAAAGAGAUGAAAAUGCAUUUGAAAAACAACAACAACAAAAAAAGCAUCAAGUAACAGAUUUUCACAAAGUACGUGAGGGAGGGAGAAUUGCAAAUACAGAAACUUGUCAAAGCAUUUUGUUUCGUUGUGGACUUCCUUUAGUAAUAAGCAAAGCUGUUCAGUGUGUCUAGAAGGAAGGCAGGUCCCUAACACUGAAAGAUGCACCUCCAGCUUUCCUGCUUAUGCAUCACUAAUCAUAACAUUGGUAUCCUGGCCGGGCAUUUGACAGUUUCCUGUCUGUACAGAGCAUGGUCCAGGCUACAGACAGUGGCAUCCUGUGAUUAGCACGCUGUAUACUGAGAUGUGUAGAACCUCUCUGGGUUAGAAAAACAGCGCUGUCAUGUCGGAAUCCAGAACAGAGGUGUAUAAUCUAGCUAUUCCAUCUAAAGAAAGGCUAGCCCAGGGCCCUUUCCUGUACACUUGCACGUUUUCACUUUGUGUCCAAAUUGACCUUUUGGGAGCUUGAACUCUCAGCCUAGUCCUAUUAAAUAAUAUAUUUGACUGGAUAGUACAAUACAGCCCCCCCCCCCCCCCCCAUCUGGUAACAGAUAGAGAUGAAGGGCUUGUUGUUAAUAAAGUAGUCCUGGUCUCUUUCCCAAAUGACCAUCAGCUUCGCUGCUUUGAUACGGUACAUAGCUAUGUUCUGAUUAGAAUAAAAAUGAAAUUGUUUUAAUAUGUGCGAAAUACAAAGGCACUGUUAUUUGUACUAAGAAUGUAUUUCUGAGAUCAGAAUGACAAAUGUUAACCACUAAUUCCAUGACUUAAUGUACUUAUAUUCCACAUUUUCUCCACUGUAAAGCUCUUACGUACAUGUGCUCUGCCCUUUCCCCAGGCAGCUGUGUGCUGAUCCUAUAGCCUAACUGAGAAAAACUGUUUUACCGAACAAGUGGAGAAACAAUACGUUUUUAACUGUUUGUAUAUCUCCAGUUUUUACUUGUAUACGUUUCUUCCAGUAAUCAAAAUGUUAGUAAGAUAUACCAACUUAAUUGUGCCGAAGUUGUAACUAGUACUGUCAGAAUGAACGUGUAAUCUGUGACUUGGAUCAGCCACACUUUGUGGCAGUUCAGUAGCAUGUGAUAUAAGAGGUGACCUGAAGAUUGAGCACUCGUGCACUCAAACAUCACCAGCUGUGGAGAAUCCUGCAAAAAUCUGUCCUGGUAUUUCAAAUACUGGAUGGCUUUCUGUUCCUAAUAUUUGGAAAAAUUAGCACUUUAUUAAUAAUAAAGAUCCAACUUCAGAUGCUAAACGUAUCACCAGAAAGAUAUAAAGCUGUCUAACAGUACAAUGUUGUGGUACUAUAUGUCCCUACUGCCAGAGCAAGCAUGCAACAAUAUUCAUAAAAGUAAUUACGCUUUUUUCAACAACAUGAAGUAUAGCAAUAUCCGAGCAUAUGAGUUCCCAUUGAGACCACAGACUUGCACCCGAUCCCAUAGCGCAUUUGUGAUAGCAACAGUAGUAAGAUACUGACCCAGAAUGCCAAGUGGGUGCAGGUACGGGUAUGAAAUUAAACUCAUUAUCUCAAUCAUGGCUGGGCUUAAAAUUACAUUUAUAGCCAUGGCAGCGUUCUUCAGUUCCUUUGCGUUGUGGAGAUAAGUCUUAAUUUUUGGUCUACAUUAUUUGGUAGAAAUGUUAAUGUUUCUGUGACUCAAACUCUCAUUAGGUUGAAGGUGCUGUGAAACUUUGGUAUUAUGAUUUUUUAGUUUUUGGAAGAUUCUUUGUUGGUUUUCUAGUUUUUGCCUCGUUGUUGUACAUAACAUUCCCAGUUAAUACGUGCAUUGACUGGCUUCUUAAAUACAGAAAUUGGGUCCAAAUGGAUCAAAUAAUAAGCACUGCUGUUUGAAAUAAUGUUGACCAAAUAGAGGGAAUCAAGUCCAUAGUUUUAAGAAGGUUAGGUCAGCUCUGUUCUUAUAUAAAUCAUAGUGCCUUUACUGUGAGAUGGUUCUUGUUUGUGUAGAAGCAUUGCAACCUGGUGUAUAUUUGCCAAUGCUUGUGAGAAAGUGGGCUCCAUUACACCAAUGUGAUUACCUGUAGAAUGUGUUGAAUAACAAAAUGUAAAAAUGUGUGGGGUCUUAUGAAUAACAUUUAUUAUUUUUACUUUCAAACCAAAUGUCUCUGAUCAUAUUAAAAUCCUAUGUCAUUAACCGGUCCUCUCUUCCACAAUUGUUUCCAAAGUUAUAUCUGUUCUUCAUCUUGAAUCGUUAUUAACUUUUAGCCUGCUUAAUAAAAUUUGCACAGAGAGCCCUUCAU